CUCAUUCAAGCCAUUUGAUCGUGUUGCCACUGCCGCCUGCUCCACUAGCGCGACCCGAGCACCAUGCAGCUGCUGUCAGCGAGGCACCCCGGGGCGCUCUGCGCCGCUCUGCUCCUCCUGGGAGCCGCCAGCGCCGUCUCCGCCGAGUCGGUGAGAGAAACUCAGACCAUGGACCCAGAGAGGUAUGAAGAGGACUAUUUCUCUUCUGGAGCCUUGCCAGAUGAUGAAGAUAUCAGUGACCUCAGGCCUGACUUGACUGAAGAGAGUGUCCAGUUUUCUGGUUCUGGAGAUGAUGAUGCUGAAGAUGACACGACUUCUAUCACUGAAGAGAGUCCUAAGCUCUGGAGUGAAAACUAUAUCCCUGAAGAUGCUGGUAAGGGGACAAAGGAUGUGGAUGAAAACCCGGAGGAAGACAAUGAACUAACUCCACAUAAAGUCUUGCCCCAUGAGGAAACAAACCCGUCCAACAAGAUUUCCAUGGCCAGCACAGGAAACAGCAGCCUCUUUGAGAGAACAGAAGUUCUUGCAGCUCUUAUUGCAGGUGGGGCAGUGGGGCUGCUGUUCGCUGUCUUCCUGAUCCUCCUGUUGGUUUAUCGCAUGAAGAAAAAGGAUGAGGGGAGUUAUGAUCUGGGCAAAAAACCAAUCUACAAGAAAGCCCCAACAAAUGAAUUCUACGCUUAAAGCUACCAGCACCUUGUGCCCCUCUGGAGAGAAAAACUGACUGUUAAAGCAUUUGGACCUCAGCUGAGAUGCUCCAAACAAAUGCUCUCUUGGAUCUAAUUUCAAAGUGAUUUUAAAAAAAAUAUUUCUGUGCAACCCUUCCAUCCUGCUAAACUAACAAGGGCACAACAAAAUGCAAAGCAUCUGGACGGGGGUUGGGGGGAACCUUGUCAUGGCUGUAUUGGGGGAGGAGCGGGGAGAGGAGCGGAAAGAGGAGGAGGGCAAAAGAUUGCCAAAUUCCUUAUUUUUGGUUGAGUGGAGGGUGUAUAUAAUGUAGCUUGUAUGGAAGCCAGUUGUGUGCAUUUGCAUCUGGUGUGCAUCUCUCCAAUUUGCCUUGUUUUGUAGAAGUUUUUAUUCUAUUUCCCCUAUAGUAUUUGGCCUGCUGCAGGACAGCCACAUCAUGUAAAGCAUUUUAUAGAGAUCUUACACUACACUGUGCCAUUGCCUUAUCUGGGAGCAGCUGUGCCCUUGGCUCUGGAUGCCCAUGGGAGAAAUAACGUUGUGGCCUAUAUGGCCCUUAGGGAGACGCUUCCUCUUCCUUUUUGGCCCUUGGUAGGGUCACAAUCCGCAAAAAUCAGGAAAGCCUCUUGGCUCUGAGACUAACCUUUCCCUGUAUCAAGUCUUUUACAGGUGGAGAAACAUUACCUUUUAAUGUAGGAUUUUAUAAUUUUUUUUAGUAGGAAAAAAAUAGCCUAAUGUUUUACAUUUGUAGAAAUGGUUCUGAAAUUAAAAAUCUAGUUUAAAAAAAAAAUUCCUAAGUUUAUUUUUUUUAAUCCUUUGUUUCCUUUGGCUGGGCAUUUCUCUAGAUGUAUAUAUUGUGUUUUAUACAAUUCAUAUUCUGAACUGAAGCAGCAUUGACUACAGUAUGUUACAGGUUUCUCUUUCUAUAUAGCAGCUACUGUAUGCAAUUGAUAUUUAUGGGGAUUUUCCAUAACUUUUUUGGCUUUGAUUUUUUUAUAGGAUUAUUUAUGGUUCCUUCUCAUGUUUUGAUUUUUUCAUUUUUAUAUAUAAAACACUAAUAUAAUGAAUCUCUCAUGAUUGUCAAAACUAUUUAAGCUUUAUUCUGUGAACUUUUUUAAUUAUAAACUGAAGGCAAUAACUUCUGCAAGAAUUACUCUGUAUGCAAAAUUGGAUUCUUAAUACAUGAUUAAAGUACGUUGUAGGGAAAGAUGGGGAAUUUUUUUAGCCUGUAAUAUAUUGUAAUCAGUCCUAUAGAGCUAUAUAUUAUAUAUAUAUUUUUCCAGCAAAGUGUACAAAUGUUAAGAAUAAAAAGGCUAGAGGUUUUUGGGCUUGUGCAGCCUUACUGUGUGUAAGGGAGGGCAUAUUGGUCUAGUUUAUAUGCUGCUCUUUGUGCAAUGUCUUGUUUAUAUUGAAUGCAGUAAUAUUUUUCCUUGUGUUUUGUUCAUAACAGCUGGGGGUCAGGCUAGUGGUUGCUGAACUAGCCAGGUCACUAAUGCUGUGUGUGUGUGCCCUGAAUGCAGUGGCCAUCAGAUUAACUUCCAUGAAUUAGAAAUGGUUGCUGUGUUUUGAAAAUGCCAGCCUUGCUCCUGUCUAGCCAGUUGGUGGAGCCGAGAUCCCUUGCCCCUCAUUUCAAAGUGACACUUCUAAUUUAUGGUGUGGGAUGCAAACAAAAGUUGGAAGCUCACUGUGCAAAAGAACUAACCUUUACCUUUUCUCUAGCAAAAUUGCUGUUCAGUUUAUAGGCUAAGCUAUUAUUUUUAAGAGUUUUUUUUUUUUUUGUUUGGAACUAAUCUCCUUUAUUUCCUUUUCCCUUCAGAAGGAUGGCUUUCAGUAUUUAGACUUAUUGUUUGAUCAGGUCUCCUGCUAAGGUGGCUCUAUGGAAACACUGACUUCCUCAAGCCAUUUGCCUGUUUUAUUUUUUAAAGGUGUUCUAGUGUAUCAUUUUAAGCAGAUCCUACCUCUGUCAGAGUUGGUCCAGUUCCACAAAACAUUUUUAGUGAGUAGAUGCAUGCCUGUCCUACAGGGUUUUGCUAGUUCCAGAACUGGUGUAUAUAAAACACCCACUUAUCUUGGUCCUGUUGCAUCAGUCUUAUUUGCUAGAUCUGAGUUGCUGCCAUUCCAGAUACAAUGAAGAUUACAACAUAGCUGACUGUAGGGGUGGGUGUGUGUGUGUGUGGGGGGGGGCAACUUCAUACAACAUAACCCAUAGCAUGGUUUGAUGUCAUCUUGCACAAGACUAUUUGAAAUCAUGCUGGUUCUGAAGGCCCUGGAGAAUCUGUCUUUUUGUAGACCUUAGACCUGAUUCUCUUUCCAUUUGUAGUUAUGCACCUGUAUAACUUAACUGAAAUCAGUGCAGUUACACCUGAUUCUAGACUGGUGUAAAGGAGAGGACAAGUGGAUCUCGUCUUUGCUCUAUAGCUAUGGGGCAAGGGGUCUCCUCUGUGGACUCCAUGCUAAGGCUUGAUCCUGUAGCUUGAGAACCCCUGCAACAGUCUCUAGCAGGAGUUGUCCCAAAAAAGGAGGGGCGGGGUUGUGGUUCCUUUCAAUUCAAAGACAAGCCUGUCCCAGGGCCUAGCUGUGGAAUGAAUUAAUAUGUGGAAACUUACUUUUUUUAAAUUCUUCUGUUUAUGGAAAUGACCCAUUUGCAACUCUUGUCUACAGACAGCACCACCUGUGAAGCAUGAAUUGUCUUUUUUUUAAUGUGUGAAAGAGAUUCUCUCUCUCAUGUAAUUGCUUUUGUUUUGUUUGGGUUUUUUCCCCACUGGUACUUGAUCAAAUAAACUGGUACUUUCUAAAA
Molecule: messenger RNA, 3478 nt
Organism: Mauremys mutica (yellowpond turtle)
Lineage: Eukaryota; Metazoa; Chordata; Testudines; Geoemydidae
Gene: SDC4
Product: syndecan 4
Exons: 5
Coding region: 64-681 (205 amino acids)
Biological process (GO): cell migration
Cellular component (GO): membrane; cell surface
Source: RefSeq, a predicted model, not a curated record